Molecule: messenger RNA, 3455 nt
Organism: Tigriopus californicus
Lineage: Eukaryota; Metazoa; Arthropoda; Copepoda; Harpacticoida; Harpacticidae
Source: RefSeq, a predicted model, not a curated record
GUGUAUCUAUGGCAGAUAAACCUAUGAAUUUCCUGCUUUGCCUCUCCAAUGGCAUACAUAUAUUAUAUCAUACAUAGAUAUACACAAUCUAAAUUUUCCAAAUCAGCCCAAAGAAACACUGUCUAGUGGAAUGACUGAAACCAUCGCCUGAUCUGAGGGUAAAAUACACCAAAACUCGAAUGUCGACCCACCUUUCCCGAGUCUCAAAAAUUCACAAUUUUCUCGAUCUCUAACCCGAUCCCAAAUCCAACUGAACAGGGAGGCCGGCGGUUAGUUCGGUUAGUUGCCUUAGUCAAAACACGGGUCACGGAUCAGUCCAACCUCCAGUACCUGCCAUCACUUAUUCCAGCAUCGUUAGUUCAACAACCUUCGUCCCGCUAGCUUGACAGCCUAUCGGUCCGCAUCCGCCGUGAACGAAAUGAGUUUGGCUCAAAUUAAAAAGUUCUAUGAAUUGCGGCGAUUGCGGCAAACCCCCUCGCAAAGUCCAGCUCCCACUCAAACGGGCGAUGUUUUUCCCAACAACAACAAUAACAAUGAGAGCCACAAUGACAAGCUCCACGUGAACCCGAACACCGCCACCCCUCCUACGUGGGGUGGUUUCCAAUUUGGGGUCCUGAGUCAAGAUAACCCGUCCUCGCUCAAGAUCUCACCCCCCACCACCCCCACCACCCCCACCUCAAACUCGUUGGAAGUUAUGGAGUGGUCCAACGAGUAUUCCUUGACUCGGAGACAUCCGGAGCCUCAAAGACGGGUUUCCAUUCAAGCUCGAUUAGGGGUGGGCAUCCCAGACACACACCAAGACACGCCCAAAGCCCGGAGCAUUCAUCAGCGCUUAGGUACACGUCAGAGGUUGAAUUUUGAGUCUAGCGCUUGGAAUGAGACCUGGCCCCCCAGCAAGACGCAUCCCAUGGUGGAGGAUGAGAACUUCAUCUCUGUGGUACCCCGAUCGCACCGGAAGAGAUCCCGAGAUGCAAGCGUCGAUUCACCGGGAGAGCGGGCUAAAAAAGAGCGGAGAUCACGCAGAUUUGCCUCGGUCCCACCCAUGAGUGUGGCUUCGAUCGCCCAAGUGAGCCCGAUUCAAGCCAAAGUGGAGGAGAUAAGCGAGUUCAAUGUGGACCAACUAAGCACUCGGGCUGAGCGAUUCUCCAAUGUGCCCGAGUUAAAAAAAAGAGCUUGGCGAUUCUCUGAAGAAGUGGCCUCGGAAUUGGUGGUGGUGAAGGAAGCCAAAAUCAAAAAUAUGAGAUUUGACCGAUUUCGAGAUGAUGUGGAAUCUGAAGAAGAGGAAGAAGAUGGCGAUAAUUAGCUGCUUAUGACUUGGUCCGAUGAUUGAAGUAACUCAAAUUUGUUGCCUACCUUGGUCUGGAAAGAAACCUCUUGUCAAACAUUCGCCGUCUUAGAAGAGUAAAAAAGGCUGGUGCACACACGCCCUUGUGAGCUUGUCUGUAUUGAAGGAAGGAAGGACGGAGGGAGGGGGGGAUCUGUUCAUUGCAUGCCCGUCUGCUUGUCUGCUUGUCUAUUGGUUGUUAUGAAUGGCCUUUUGAUACAAAGCUUUCUCAGCUGGCCUCUUUGUACGAAAGCACUCGUGUGCCGUGGCCAUCGAGUCUGAGUUGACUGUGUGUGUGUGUGUGUGUGUGGGUGGGUAGUCUGCGCACAAGGACCAACCCGAAUCUAGUGAGCUAACGAGCCAAGACAAGUGAAUGGAAAGGCAGUAGAAAGAAGAAGGGUCCUAGAGACCAAGGGAGACUCGUCUCUUCGCUAGUUCCGAGAGGACGAAUAUCGAUCUUGGGAGGGAAACUUCAUCUUCUUGGGCUUUCAGCUCUGUCCUUGACAAGGGCUAAGUCCGUAGGGGAUGACAGAAAAUAUGUCUUGAACUUUAACAUCGAGCGUUUGACCCAGGCUGUCACCAUGUCGAUUUGUGAGAGUGAAGAGAAUCGUAAGAAAUUGGCAUGGUUAGUGCCAGGAUACAUUCUUCUGGCUUGGUUUCUCUGUGUCCUUUUCUCAUCUUCCAUGAAUUUUGAUUACUCUCGUCAAGCCAACUCCUUGACUUCCACCAACUACGAUAUCGUAUACCUCGAUGAAGAUGACUUAGCCGGGAGAUCGGUGUGCCAGAAGAACGGAACAGUGAUCAAGUUGAAUCAUGGGGCUCAAUCUGCAGUGAUCAUUCGUCUUGGGCGACACAACUAUCACUACCGCCCUUUUAAUUGCACCAUUCAAAUCGAGGCUGGACCUUCCUUGGAUGGAAUAUCGGCUGUGGUUGAAUUGAUGGAUCUCCGUGAACAUGAGGAUGACUAUCGCCAACCUGGAGGCCACUGGGGUUCGUCCGUGUGUGUUGAUUACGUUGAGGCCUACACGGACAAAUCGCAAGUUCGCAAUAAGUUGUGCGGGGAAUGGGACGUGUCUACAACAGAACGCCUGAAUAGCCAUGGUCCUAAGCAGACCCUGGUGGGCUAUUGCUAUGAUGAUCGAUCAGGUCAUAGCUGUGAAUCCAAAAGCAUCACUCUCAAGACCGUCAUUGACGCCCGUGGAGAUCUAGCGGGGAAAUUCGGCCUGAAUGAUGAGUCAGAAUGCCCCGUGAAUGGGAUUGCUCAUUGGUCGAUCUCCACUAUGACCUUGUUGAUCGUCAUUUACUUGUCCAUAGUGUUGAUUCUGGUGGUUAUCACGAUGCUCUUACUUAAGUGGCACAAAUCCCUUCGGGCUCCCAUGGAGAUGAUCACGGAAGCCCAAGCCCGACGUCACAAUGGGGACAUCUCCGGGGCCAGUAUGAUCACCACCGGAUUGCCAGAUGGAAGCACUGCCACAGAAGCCCGAAGUGGCACGGUCUCCAUCAUGGUCAUGUAUCGACCCCCCAAGCCGAAUGGUGAAGGCGAGCAGGAAGUCUUUGAGCCUCCUCCCUCCUAUGAAAGUAUUUUUCUGAGGGAUAACCCACCCAACUAUAACAUGCUACGCGUCGAUAUACCGAGUAAUGGCGAAGUCACCACAUCCCAUAACGAUUUGCCUUUACGAGAGAUUCAUCAAGCCAAUGCUUUAGUCAUCCAAUCCGGGUCGGGCUAUGAACCGAUUAGCGCUUCCGAUUCUUCCCCAAUUGCCACUCCUCGGUCUCAUUCGCCCGCUCAAUCUUCCACACCAACACAGCGCACUCCCUCGGGUGAAGUGCCGACCAACGACGAUCACUCCAUUCGUUUGGCGCAAUACAAUGCAACGCCCAAAACAACUCCCACCCUAGCUAGUUCCACUUCUUGUGCAAAUGACUUCAAUCCAGAGAGUGGUCUCAAGUAACUGAACGUCGGUAAUUUAUUCGCAGUAAUUCAUUAAUGAAGCCUACAAGCAAUACAGAAUCUAUUCCUUUUCCAAUUCUAAUUUCAACCAAAGCACAUCUUGAAACGCUUUGAUGAGGUAUGCAAUAGUUCUUGUGUCAGUAUUAAUAUCGGAAUAAAGAUUUCGCCAUGAAGGAUAAA